AUGUUCAGUAACAAAGAUAUCUUUACAAUUGUGAUCAGUGCAGAAUUCAUAAUAGGAAUGUUGGGCAAUGGAUACAUUGGACUAGUCAACUGGAUUGACUGGAUUAAGAAGAAGAAGAUCUCCUCAAUUGACUAUGUCCUCACCAGUUUAGCUAUCUCAAGAAUGUGUUUGAUUGCUACUAUAGUAUUACAUGGGAUUUUGAUAACACUAUACCCAAGUGUGUUUGAAAAUUCGAAAAUACACACAGCUGUGUGCAGUUUCUGGAUAUUCUUUAACUACUUAAGCAUGUGGUUUGCCACCUGUCUGAAUGUCUUCUAUUGUCUCAAGAUAGCCAAUUUCUCCCACCCAUUUUUUCUCUGGCUGAAGUGGAGAACUGAUAGAGUGGUUCACUGGAUCCUGCUGGGAUGCUUUGCCAUCUCCUUUUUCAUUGGCAUUAUACUAGCACCAAUAGUGAGUUAUGGUCAUAGGUUUCAUAAUCUUAUCAAAGAUUCAAAAAACAUCUCUGAAAUGUUCUAUGUGAGUAAAAUCCAAUACUUUGAGCCAAUGACUUUAUUUAACCUGUUUGCUAUGGUACCAUUUAUUUUUUCACUAAUCUCAUUUUUCAUCUUAAUAGUAUCCCUGAGGAGACAUAUUAAUCAAAUGAAACUGAAUUCUAAAGGUGGUAGAGACCCCAACACACAAGCUCAUGUGAAAGCCAUGAAAAUUAUAACUUCAUUUCUCUUCUUCUUUUUUAUUUACUGUGUGUUUUGUCUUUUAGUGACCUUUAGCUAUCUUAUAACAGAAGAAAACUUAACUAUGAUGGUUGGAGAGAUUGUAGCAAUUCUCUAUCCAUCAGGACACUCAGUUAUUUUAAUUUUUGGAAAUAAUAAACUGAGGAAGCCCUCUUUCAGGAUGCUGACUUAUAGAUAG
Messenger RNA from Sciurus carolinensis (gray squirrel), 909 nucleotides. RefSeq names its product taste receptor type 2 member 8-like. Gene Ontology annotation, biological process: G protein-coupled receptor signaling pathway; sensory perception of taste; detection of chemical stimulus involved in sensory perception of bitter taste. Lineage: Eukaryota; Metazoa; Chordata; Mammalia; Rodentia; Sciuridae. The transcript has a single exon. The record is from RefSeq and is a predicted model, not a curated record. Gene Ontology annotation, cellular component: membrane. Gene Ontology annotation, molecular function: bitter taste receptor activity; G protein-coupled receptor activity. Bases 1 to 909 code for a protein of 302 amino acids.